AUGAUGCGCAUUAGUCCUUACAAGGAAGACACCAUCAUAGACAAUAUCGAGCUCAAAAGAUUGAACGUGUUACCGAGCAAUAAGUGAGUUUGCAGCUUUGAAAAUCUGAUAAAUACUUCAAACGGUACAUUUUCAGAAAUGACCUUCCCUCCGAAUCGCGUUCUGUUUUGAUGAUAUAUUUGAAAAGAGCAGGUUUGUUCGAUUUUAGCUUUUUUUGUUGUUGAUAACAAUGAAAUUCAUUCAGCAAUGUUACCUAUCGACGAUGAAUUGAAAAAGCUGGAAACUCUUCACGGCUGCAAGAUCAAGUUCAAAGUCCCGAUGAGAAAUCCCAAAAAAGCCAUUAUUUUUGAAAUCAAGGGCAAUCAUGUAAGUUCAUUUUUCUUUUGAUAGGAAGUUAGAAAAAAAUCGAUUCAAGGCUAUCCUUCGAUAUGCUCAACACGAUCUGGUGGUUAUGCUCAAAACGCAACUUCAAGCCCAACAUCUCCAAUAUCGAGUGAGUUUCUUUCUUUUUUGAUCAUCGAUAAAUUUGCAAAAGUUUUCUUGAUCAAAGUUUUUCAGUUCGCGACUGAUUACAACGUUCCUGAACUGUUUGCUCUGUAUUAUCUGCUGUAUCCUCAGGAAUCGUCGGAAGAUUAUUUUGCAAGCCCCGCCGAUUUGUUGAAAGCUAGGUGAGGACAAUAAAUUUGCAGUUUUUUCAUCAUUUCUCCAAUGAAGUAUAUAGUCCAUGUUUCACACCUUGACAUGACGAGAUUUUGCAUUUUUGGGCGCCAAAACAAGCUUUUGGUCUUUUUUCUUCUUAUUUCGCCUCGCCCGACUUUGAGCGGCUUCAGCGCAAAGGCUAGGGGAUCCUUCAGCUGCCUGGUGGGACAUGACGAGAAAUAUCCGCGCGCGAAGUAGCGCUAGCGCAUGGAAAUACGAAGUCGCCUCCGACCGUUUCGUGCCCAGAUUGAAAGCCGCAGCCAAGCGGUUUAAGCUAAAAAAAAACAUUCUUUCUCAAAUGAGAAUAAAAUUCAGUUGGAAGAGGUAAAACUUGAACCCGAUUAUAGCAAAAGAUCUAAGAUUUUUUGAGUCAGCGAGUUGAAAAUUGGGAAUGCGAAGCUUUAAAGAAUUAUGAGAACUCCUUUUAUCACCCAAAAAAUAACUUAUAAAAAUAAUUCCAAGUUUCAGUGCCCCGCCGAGCCUUCCUCCUAAGCAUCCGCUUGCUGCCGCUUGCACCUGUGUGGAAAGAUCUGUGCAAAGAAUGCUCCAAAUUCCUGUAGCAGCUCCGUUUUGUCAGUGUCCAUGCACACGUUGUGAGAAGUAAGCUCCUUCUUAUUUCCAUUUCUGGGAUUCAGUAAGGUCUGAUUUUGUAAUCCAAUGAAAGUCACGGAAAAGGAACAACAACCUCUUUUUCAGAUCUCAAGACAGUCACAAACACGAAUCCGAAUCGAUUUUAAAGGCUUCUGAAGGACAAUCUGUACCAGCGCCCAGAUUAUUUUCGUAAGAUUUGAUGGGAUCUUAACAAUAUAUAUUAAAUUUGAGAAAAAAAAAAAUCACUUUCUUAUAUCGAAAAAGAUAUUCUUUUAUUAUUUUUUUAGUGAAGCGGCCUCCGACCGCCUUCCCGCUUGCUCUUGUCGUCAGAACUGGAUCAGAAAAAUCAGCGGCGCAACUUCUGAAGUCGAAAAGUGUCCAUGCCCCUGUGUUCGUUGCCAGUCUCCUCAUGAGUAAGUUUUCAAUUACCCAUGAAACAUAUUUGCCCACUUUUCCAAGAAUCAACUCUGCUGUACUGGCUGGUAAACCUUGCCAUGUGUAUUCAUAAAAAAGUAGUCUUUUGGAAAUAUCUUCUUGAUUUCAGUGUUCUCUUGCGCAGCAAGUAUUCUACGGAUCAAUUCAUCUGCCCCUGCCCCGAUUGCAAGUACAUCAGAGCCUUCAAAGAGAUUUCCGACCGUUUGGAGAGAAGGGCUUUGUAAGUUUUUCAUUGUUUUCGAAAAAUGAUGAAUAGAAUCUGUCGAGAAAUCGGCAAGCAAGGUUUUUUUUUUCAAUAUCAUACGAGUACAUAUCAUACAGCCGAUUCACGGCUGGCUCUGAGGGGCGUGGCCUGUCUGAGCUCUCCACCAGUUAGACACACAUCUCUUUUUCUUCGUGUCAGGACCCUUUACCAUAUAACAAGCCAGCCUUGGAUCAGCUACAUUUCAAAAAUCGAUUUCAGAGACAUCAAGGCUAAAUCAGAUUCAUCUUGA
Molecule: messenger RNA, 2219 nt
Organism: Caenorhabditis auriculariae
Lineage: Eukaryota; Metazoa; Nematoda; Chromadorea; Rhabditida; Rhabditidae
Source: the annotation of a GenBank genome assembly